Molecule: messenger RNA, 1593 nt
Organism: Juglans microcarpa x Juglans regia
Lineage: Eukaryota; Viridiplantae; Streptophyta; Magnoliopsida; Fagales; Juglandaceae
Product: replication protein A 70 kDa DNA-binding subunit B-like
Exons: 10
Coding region: 1-1593 (530 amino acids)
Source: RefSeq, a predicted model, not a curated record
AUGCGAGCAAGAUUCGAUCCAAACUUCUCAAAUUAUCUACUUCAGGUCGGAAAUGGAACAACACCAAUCACAAUUGAGAAUAAGAUCAAAAUUCUCAGUGAAAUGCUCAUUCCUUACAAAAACGAUGUGGAGUCUUUAGAUGAUCUGAUCGAUGCAGUCUUCCAGGAUAUUGGCAGUUAUUCAGAAAAUUUAUCCGAAAUGACAAAUCGAGCUAUAUUGACACCAAAGAACAAUUCCGUCGAUGAGAUAAAUACAAUACUUAUUCAAAGAUUUCCUGGUACAGUUACACAAUACUAUAGCUUCGAUGAAACGAUUGAUACAUCAGAACAAGAAGGUUUAUGCAAUGGAACACGUCUUAUUUGUCGCAACUUUGAACGAAAUAUCAUUGAUGCUGAAAUUGCAGUUGGUCACCACACCGGAAAAAGAGGCAACCGACUACAAGCAACAAUUUUCGGCAAAGAUAUAGACCUACGUAAUGACAUGUUACACAUAUUCCGGUCUUAUUACAUCAGUAAUGCUUAUGUUAAGCCUUUAGAUCCCAAGCAUAGAAUUGAAGCACAUGAAUACCAGUGGAUCUUAAAUUCAAGAACAAUCAUCGAAAACAUUCCAGAUGACGAAGUGGAAUUACAACCACCAGAAUAUGAUAUUAUCCCAUUCACCAAUCUGCAUGAGUACAAAAACACUGGAACUGAAAUAGCUAUUCUGGCGAUCGCAAUAUACAUGAAACCUCCCAGAGAAAUUACCUCAAUACAUGGGCCAACAAAAAUUCAAGAAAUAUAUGUUAUCGACCAGAGCCUGAUGCCCGUAUGGUUAACUAUGUGGAGUCGAUUUGUGGACGGUGAAUGCCGAGCAAUCUCUGAUAUUAUUGAAGCUAAGCCAACUCUACUCGCAACACGUUUAAAAGUCAGUUCAUACAAUGGUAUUUCUCUUUCAUCUCAACCGACAAGUGUAUUUACCUUAAAUCCUGUCAUCCCUGCUGCAACUCCAUUAUGUCAAUGGACGAUGCUUAAUCAUGCACUGCUUGAAGAAAUCGUCGAAAAAAAUCUACAUCAUACAACGGCAUCAGCAUCAGCAUCGACAUCAAAUGUUGACAUGAAAGACAUAAUUAAGCUUGAUGAUCUUGCUGGUUUUCUUAAAUCACUACAACCAAUGACGAAAGCAAAAUUUUGGAUUAAAGCAACUAUUUGUGUGGUUGAUCUCCAUCAAAUAUUCUUCUACAUGUCCUGCAUUGGGUGUAAGAAGGGGACUGGAUAUGAGCAAAAUGAAAAAUUUCAAUGUUAUCAUUGCAAAUACAUGAGCAAUGCACAACCACGCUGUCGAGCUUACAUUGAAGUUGACGAUGGUAAUGGACGACUUGGGGCUGUCAUGUUCGGUCAAAUUGCAGAAGAAGCUCUGGGUUGCACAGCAAUCGAACUAAUGGAACAUACAGGAAAGGAACAUUUACCGUAUAUCCAAAAUAUUGCAAAAUUAUGUUCAACCAAAAAAUGGAUCAUACAAUUGGGUGCAGAUUUAGAUCAACUCCAAAAACAACGUCACAAAAACUUCAAUGUUCUCUCCAUAAAUGCUGUAAAUGACGAGAACACACCACUUUGA